AACGAGUCCAAGGCAAUCAAUGGAGCAGGAGAUGCAAACAUUCCUACAGCAGCACCAGGCGCAACUGGUAGCGGCACAAGUACCCGAGCGCUUGUGGCCUGUGGCAUACUACAAACUCAAGAACGAGGUGUUUGAUGCCGGCAAUUAUUUCUUCUUGGCUCGCGACGAGGAUGGAGACCUUCAUGCCGUCGUGCGCGACGAUGUGGACUUGACGCCCGUGCAGCCCAACACAGACGAGGCUUUGUUCCUGGUGGACCACGCCUGGACAUUCACUGCUGACAAGAAUCGCGAGCAGCUGGAGGCCGUUCCACCGCUUCUCGAACGCAUGGAGAACCUCAUGCAAUUGGAGACAACUGACCUCUCUAAAGAGGAGCGCGUGGCUGCUGUGGCCGACCGUGUGUGGCGUUACGCCAACACGUACCGUCUUGGCAACGUCAAACCAGAGGACUCGUCCACGAUCUGGUAUGUGAUGGACGAGGUUGGAUCAGCUAUUGAGCAUGGUGACGACCCCAACGUGCGCAUGGCUCCGUUCUACUUCGGUCCGUCGCAGUGCGCCUUCUCCCUCGUUUGGACUGUUCAGCCUAUCGAAGGCGGCGACUUCCUGUCGCGUGACUACUUCCCAGAGUAUGCAGCAGAUGCUGCCAUGCAUACUGCAUUGCUCGCUGCGUUAUUCUACGAGCCUGGUAAGGCUGACAGUCCAUACGUGGAAGAGCUUCAAGAGGUAGUUAAUGGACGCAAACAGCAGUACACACUGGAAAACGCUCGCGCCAAGUUUCACGCCAUCGUCAGCCGUGACUCGGAAAUGCUCCCGGAUCCGGCGACAACCGUCACGUCGGUCCCGCUUCCCACUGUUGUGGCUGGGUCCGACCCCCUUCGUGUGUGCUCUGACUUGCAACUGGUACACGAUAAUCUGACCCACCCGCGUUUCACGCUUGUGGACAAUGAAGUCGAGGCCCAAGUCGUGUGGUCCACCCGCCACCUCAAGGACUUCCCCAAGUACACUACCAACGAGAACGUUCAGAUCAUCAACCAGUUUCCGAACGAGAAGAUCCUCACCUGCAAAGACCUGCUCUACGAAAUGUGCAAGCUGCAAAAUGACGGCAUGCAGCCUGAGUGGCUCGCGGAGACGUACAACAUGACCAGUGAAUUCCCCGAGCUUAUUGAGCACUUCAUCCGUCGCGAUCUGGUAGCCCACGAGAACGGAGACGACGAUGACGAGGCAAACCACUGGAUCUGCAAGCCUUGGAACAUGGCGCGUUCCAUUGACACGUGCAUCGCGCAGAACGCAGCGCAUCUGGCGCGCCUGACCGAAACGGGACCCAAGAUCGCGUGCAAGUACAUCCACCGCCCGCUGUUGAUUGACCAGCGCAAGUUUGACUUCCGUUUCCUAGUGAUGGUCAAGUCCACGGAGCCUUUGGAGCUCUAUCUGAGUGGUGUGUACUGGCUUCGUAUUGCCAACAAGGAGUUCACUAUGGACAAUUUCCAGGACUUCGAGAAGCACUUCACCGUCAUGAAUUACUCGGCCUUCGCUGUUCGCAUCAUGGACAACGCUGAGUUCGUCGAACGGUUCGACAAUGAGUACCCGAGCGAGGAUUGGUCUACGGUGUACGCCGAGAUCUGCUCUACUAUCAAGAAGCUGUUCGAGUGCGCCACAGCUCAGCCUCCUCCACUUGGUCUCGGCCGCUGCACGAAGUCACGCGCGCUCUAUGGCGUGGACGUGAUGCUGUCGUGGGAAGCCGACGAGGAGACUGGCGAGGAACGUCUGCGCCCAAUUAUCCUGGAGACCAACUUCCAGCCGGAUUGCACGCGUGCUUGCAAGUACUUCCCGCAGUUCUACAACGACCUCAUGAACGUGCUUGUGCUCGACCGCCCGGACGAGACUGUGCACGGCUGCACGCGUCUUUAAACUCUCGAGUGAGUGAAGAAAUACCUGUUGCGAGUCAAUUAACCAGGUUAUUCUGCAGUUUUGUCGCUCUCACGGCAUUAUGGCGCAUGGAGUUUGUGGCGGAUACAGUGGAGUGAUCAUCAAAGUAAAGUAUCAGGUGCACAACA
Messenger RNA from Phytophthora nicotianae INRA-310, 2052 nucleotides. RefSeq lists its product as hypothetical. Lineage: Eukaryota; Oomycota; Peronosporomycetes; Peronosporales; Peronosporaceae. The coding region runs from base 20 to 1906 and encodes 628 amino acids. Gene Ontology annotation, biological process: protein modification process. The transcript has 4 exons. The record is from RefSeq and is a predicted model, not a curated record.